Molecule: messenger RNA, 1370 nt
Organism: Cucurbita maxima (winter squash)
Lineage: Eukaryota; Viridiplantae; Streptophyta; Magnoliopsida; Cucurbitales; Cucurbitaceae
Exons: 7
Coding region: 361-1128 (255 amino acids)
Source: RefSeq, a predicted model, not a curated record
GUUAUGAUCCCAUUUGAUGUGGAGGAGUAUAUAGCCUUUUCCCGGGGCCGUGUUGAUGAAAUGAAAUCUCUCCAAUUUUCGAGCGAUUUCGGUGAGGUUGAGGCCUGAGGGACACCUCAAGGAUUGAUUGGGGGAAUGCGAAUUGCUUCCCGUCGAACAACAACAUUCUUUUCAGUGAUUCGCAUCUCCACCAAUCUCCCCUGAAUCUCGCCUCCUCUGAUCCUCCUCUAUCGAUCUCGCAGCCGGUCCUCCUCCUCCUCCUCUCCGCCGCAGCAUCUCAAUAUCAUCAGUUCAACAUAGGAGUUUGCACUGGACAUAGUUAUAUUGUUCGAUGCCAGCAGAGUGUUGCUGGCAUUGAGAAUGAUUCGGCUUGUUACUGAAACUCUGAUGGGUAUCUAUAAUAAAUCGAACUCUAGUAGAGCCCUUGAAGGUCUGCAUGGUGUUGCUGUGGUGCCUGGUUCACAACAAUUCGCCUUGGAAAAGGCUUCACGAGAUGGGGAUUUUUCUACAUUGAGUUGUGGGAGUUCAUCAGCUUUAAGUGUGAAUCAAUGGGUAUGGGAGCAGAGACCAUCCUGUUUGAGACCUGUUGGGGGUUGUAUACAAGGUGAUCGGAAUAUAGCGGAGAGGGUGGCUAACGUGCUUACCUCACUUCCUUUUAUUGCUCUUGGAAUUCAGGCACCAAGGAAGAAUUUCCCAACGAGGCUAUAUGCUAAUUCAUUGAUUGGAGUAGGAGUUGCUUCAAGUUUAUAUCAUUCUUCCAGAGGAAAAUUGAGACAAUACCUAAGAUGGGCCGACUACACAAUGAUCGCUACAGCCACGGUGUGCCUGACAGGAGCUUUGAGAAACGACAACCCGAGGAUGUUGAUGGCUGCAUCUGCAUUUCUAUUGCCUUUGAGGCCCUUUACGGUUUCAGCACUUCAUACUGGGAUGAUGGAGGUAAUGUUUGCAAAAAGAGCUUUGAAGGAUCCAGAUUUGAGGAUGGCUCACAACGUGCAUAAAGUGUCGACGCUGUUAGGUGGUGUUCUUUUCGUUGCUGACGAUGCUUUUCCCCAAACUCCGUUCAUUCAUGCAGCUUGGCAUCUUGCUGCUGCUGUUGGUGUUGGAACCUGCAAUAAGCUUCUUGAGUGAUUAAUUGUGUUCAUAAUACAGACAUAAAUUUGUCGACGCCUCAGCCUCUUGCUUUCUUGGAGUAGUUCUCAAUUAUUUUUCUUUUGAAUGGGAUUAAAACACCGACUAAGUGAGACACGUUAGAACAUCAAUAUUUGAACUUCAUAACACUAUUUUGCAUUCAUUUUAGUGGGAAAGCUAUGGAGCGGUUGUCUUGAAAUAAUUUUGAAUGUCAAGUGUUCAAAUGAAACUUUUUGAAUCAA